Molecule: messenger RNA, 1065 nt
Organism: Microplitis demolitor
Lineage: Eukaryota; Metazoa; Arthropoda; Insecta; Hymenoptera; Braconidae
Exons: 6
Coding region: 1-1065 (354 amino acids)
Source: RefSeq, a predicted model, not a curated record
AUGGGAAAUAGUUAUGAGCUAAAAGAAUUAUUGAGACAAAAACGAUAUCUCGUCUAUCCAAACCCACUCGGUAGUGAAACUAAAGUCCAGGUUCUUUUUGGCCUUGGACUGCCGAUGGAAUCGGAGGUAUCGGUUAUUCUAGGAUACGUAUUGAAAUGUAAUUACAAUUUGCCUUACAACUCAUCAUCAUUCACCGAACCGUACGUAAGAUAUCAGAGAGACACUGAUAGAAACGGUAAUAAAAAUGAAAACAAGAGCAAUAGGAAAAGUUUCAGAAUAAAAUCAGAAGAAUCACUAUCGAGAUGGGAUUUAUAUCGCAUUUUGGAGUCUGCUCUCGAGACUUUGGGCUCUCCGGGUAAAGUAUGUUUACUUCGCGCUGUCUGCGAAGCUGCGGAACUUCCUUUUGAUCCAAGUCAUGGAUUACUUGGCGAGCUUCUACAUGCUUUACUCACACCAUCUUCAACUUCUGAAUACUCAGACCUAUACGAUGAUCGCGAAUAUCUUGCUGCUGAACAUAUCGGUAAAAAUAGAAUAAAUAAACACUUCAUCUCUCUACACCUACAGACAUAUAAACAUUUAUUUAUAUAUAGACAUUUGAUUGCUGGUCUAGGUUUGCCAAUGGAUGUAGAUGUCAGUACAAUCAUCGGAUAUGUGAUAAAGUUCAAUUAUAAUCUCCCUUUCAAUGCUUCUGAUCUAACCGAACCUUACAUUCGAUAUCAGAGAUCCACUUCUAAUCACCAAUACCCAGAAGGAUUUACAUCACGAUGGGAGAUUUACCGGAUGAUCGAGUCAACUUUAGUGGGUUUUAGUUCAGGAAGAAGCUGCCUUUUAAGAGUGAUUUGCGAGGCUGCUGCACUUCCUUUCUCCAGAUCCCAGGGAAUUUUGCCACAACUUAUUCAUAUACUUCUCACCCCAUCGUCGACAAAUGAAAAAUAUAUCGAUAACACCGACCAAGAGUUCCAUGCAGCUGAGCUUGAAGGAAAAAAAAAUCCUGGUGAUUGUCAUAGAAUUUUUUCCGAUUGCUGUGAAAAUAUUCUCGAUUACUUUACCGACGUAAUUAAUUAA